Pieris brassicae (large cabbage white) is the source of this 2760-nucleotide messenger RNA. It is a transcript of the gene AdipoR, whose product is annotated as adiponectin receptor protein. Gene Ontology annotation, cellular component: plasma membrane. Gene Ontology annotation, biological process: adiponectin-activated signaling pathway. The record is from RefSeq and is a predicted model, not a curated record. The transcript has a single exon. The coding region runs from base 361 to 1521 and encodes 386 amino acids. Gene Ontology annotation, molecular function: signaling receptor activity. NCBI's taxonomy places the organism in Eukaryota, Metazoa, Arthropoda, Insecta, Lepidoptera, Pieridae.
AAUGGUGAAAGGUAUGUUCACGAAACAUCAGAAAAUGAAAACUUGGCAAUUGGCAUUUGGUUGCUCCAUGUUGGACAACUAGUCUUUCGCAGCUGUUUCAAAUCAUUUGUAUCGUAUUUUAAUUAUACGUAGCCACCAGCACACUCAAUACAUUGUGUUUUCUUCGACGGGUUAUUUUUCAUAACAUAUUAACAAAUACAUUGUGAAAAUUGUGACCCAAAACUAAUAUCUCUUCAGUGACGUAAUUAGAACGGUCGACGGUCGUAAAAAUUGUGAAACGCGAGUGGCUACAGUGUACAGACAAAUUAUUUGUGUGAAUGGGGCUGCUCCAUUUGCUGUAAGUCCGUGUUAUUUUUCAAAAUGUGGGAACUGGAUUCUGACACGGGAUCCCAGAGCGCAUCGUCGGAUGGUAUUCGACGUAGACAAGGAUGGGAUCCCGAGGCCGAGAGUCUUGCGUCCCAAAUCGAUGAGCUCGAUGAGGUCCUUGCGGAAGAGGAAGAAGGAUGUCCUCUACCAUCGACUCCCGAAGAUCAACACUUACUCGAUGCGGAAAUGGCCGAGGUUUUGAAGGCUGGUGUUUUGUCCGAUGAAAUUGACCUCGGAGCUUUGGCGCACAACGCUGCGGAACAAGCUGAAGAAUUUGUUCGUAAGGUGUGGGAGGCGUCGUGGAAUGUAUGCCACUUUAGACACCUGCCGCGUUGGCUUCAAGACAAUGAUUACUUACACAGGGGCCACCGACCGCCACUACCAUCUUUCAGCGCUUGCUUUGCGUCUAUUUUCCGCAUUCACACAGAAACUGGAAACAUUUGGACCCAUCUACUUGGAUGCAUCGCUUUCAUCGGCGUAGCUAUUUAUUUUGUAACACGACCUUCCAUUGAAAUUCAAACACAAGAGAAGAUGAUAUUUGGAGUUUUUUUCGUUGGUGCUAUUGUUUGUUUGGGAUUUUCUUUUGCAUAUCACACACUGCAUUGUCAUUCAGAAAUGGUCGGAAAACUGUUCUCCAAAUUGGAUUAUUGUGGAAUAGCUCUGCUUAUAAUGGGUUCAUUUGUUCCUUGGCUCUACUACAGCUUCUACUGCCAUUAUAGGCCAAAAAUAAUAUAUCUAUCAGUGGUUGUGGUGCUUGGUUUUCUAUCCAUUAUAGUGUCGCUGUGGGAUAGAUUCUCUGAGCCACGACUAAGGCCUCUUCGAGCAGGAGUUUUUAUGGGUUUUGGUCUCUCUGGUGUAGUUCCUGCCAUUCACUAUGGUAUUACAGAAGGCUGGUUAAGCCAAGUCAGUAAGGCGUCAUUAGGUUGGCUGGUGCUAAUGGGGCUUUUGUAUAUUCUAGGGGCAAUGUUUUAUGCCCUGCGUGUUCCUGAAAGAUGGUUCCCUGGCAAGUGUGAUAUCUGGUUCCAGUCCCACCAGAUCUUCCAUGUGCUUGUCAUUGUUGCUGCAUUUGUCCACUACCAUGGAAUUAGUGAGCUAGCUUCAUACAGAGUCACUGUAGGAGAGUGUUCAAUACCCCAAUCCUCAAUUGCAUUCUAACCGGCCCAGUCCCAUAUGUGAUAGUAGAUCAUAGAUAACUUAAUAAGAAAAAACACAAAUUUUCAAUAGUUUCACUGUAUAUUUUUCACAAUAAUUACAUAAUUUUUUAACACAUUUUUAAAUAGGUUUUUUAAAAAAAAAUUGCAGUGAGGCUGUAUAUGAAUGUUGAAAGACACAAAUUUGUGUUACAAUUCUGUUUAGACUUCUUUGUCUUAAAGUUGAUAGUUACUUUUAAUUUUGAUUAUUUAUUUAUAUUAUAGAUUCGUUAAUGUUAUUAGUUAUUCCUUUUUUUUUAUUUUCUUUACAUCUGCACUAGUAAUUACACGUAAAAGUAUGACAAUUUAUUUGUAUAAAAUACUUAAUCAUCAAAUAUAUUUUCAAUAUUGUACUUAAUUUAUUUGAUGUACCUUGCACUAAUUAGAAUUAUUUGUGGUAGUUUGUAGACAAUGACCACAUAUUGUGACCUACUUUUAAAUGUUUGUGAAAUAGUUGUUUGAUUCACUUUACCCUUAUUAUUUUACAAAAAUUAAAUGGUCCAUUUGAGAAUCUCAUUUCACUUGAGAGGCCAUAUUUCAAUAUUUUUCAUUUAGCUCAUUUUCUGUCUUUAUAUUAUUUACCUCAUUAUUAAUAAACAUUCCAUUUUGAAAUUGAAAAACAAUGUUUGAGAUUAGUUUUUAUUAUAACAAUAUCUAAAAUAUGUGGUCUAAUGCUAGAUAUAAUGAGAAUUUAUAUUCUAAAUUGUUGUAAGUGUUCAUGAUUAUAAAGAUUUUAUGGAAAAACAAGAAAAUAAAAGAAAAAUUAAAGCAAUUGGAAAGUACAUUAUUGUAGAAUGUGUGGAAUGGAGAAAAUAAAAAUAUUUUAACUAAAAAAGUUAUUUAUGUGACAAACUUUGUGUUGGCAGUUUUUGUGCUUGUUUAUUAUUUUCAUUAAUUUCAGAUAUAAAAAAAAUACUUGCGUUUUUGCUGAGAUUGAUCAGCAUUUCAGUAUUUUGCAAAUCGUCUGCUCAUGACUGAUAAAGACAAUAUUUUCAACUAUGUUUAUGUAACUAUUAAUAUAAAUUUAUCAAUAUAAUAACUUUUCUUUCAAUGUACCGAUUCAUCUUUAUUCCAUUGUUGCUAGAAUAGAAAAAUAAGUAGUAAUAUUAAACUUUAUUGUGUAGAUAUUAUCGCUUUCAUAAUUCAUUGUUUAAUUUGUUAGACCUUUUCUUGUUUUAAAUGGGAUAAAAUGUGAUUAUGGAAU